UUUAAAACUACUUGUAAGCUGGCAACUACACGCUUGAGAUAAUCUGUUAGUCACUCACAGGAAAUGGGAUGUAUGGGUGCUAUGUCUGCCAAGUCUACAGAAUGUUCCAUGAGCACUGGUAUAGAAAUUCGCCGAGUUACUAGAGCAACCAAACACAUUGCAUUGCAACCAAUAGAAUCUACUGAGCACAAACCCGCCCUUGCAUCCAGCGCUUCAGAUACGCAUACUCCAAUCCUUAUCAAUACAUACUCUAACGUGUCUACCCAAAACACCACCACUUUAUUGGACGACAAACAGCAAAUGACUGACAAUAGUACCUCGCCUAGAAAACCUCACAAAAGGCAAGCAGACCAGACAUCAAGACGCAGUAUUAGAGAUGGUCGCAGGAAAAGUGCUAGGCACGAAUAUCCCGAGUCUGUCAAGGAUGAACUCGCCAAGAGUAACACUGGUGAUUUAUUACAGACAGAAAAAUCUAGGACUGAAAUUAUAAUUGGUGCUUAUAAAUCUGACUCGUUGCCCAUAUUGCAGCCAAAACAUUCCCUAACACCGAUGCUGUCGCCUACGGCUGGAGUAACUCUUAUGCUGCAGGACCUGCAGACCCAAACACCACUUUCUAAAACGAAAAUGCCGCAUCCAGGUACGCACUCCACAGCUCAGUCCUGUCAGCUUUUUGUCAAAAACUCUAUGACCUCGACUCACUCCUGUUCAUUCGACGAUAUUGCUCCCGUCACCUCUUCCUUGCACCGAGAAUCUUCAGUUUGUCUUGAUUCAUCUACUCUGCAACAUAACCAGCGGCAUGCAUUGCCAGUGUCCAUAGCAAUGACGAAACCUACAGCAUCACAUUUUCAAGGAAUGGCCACUCCAAGCGGCCAGCUGCGCACCCCAAUUGUUGAUGCUGAUUCUAUAUUCAAUACUCCACAGGCUGGAUUCUUGUUCACCAUUCCACAAUCAAGGGAGCACGCCAAGACACCCCAAUCAGCACUCCAACUUUCUUUAAAAUCUCGCAAUAAUGCACAUGUUGAAGCUAAUUCAGAACACUACUUUGAGCUAUUUAUUCAGGACUCGUUUCCUGACGACCCAUGCGAUUCGGAUAUGGUGAUUGACUUGCACAGUGAUGGCUUCAACGAUGCUAGCAACACUGCACAGACUGACUCUACACUUUUGACCAACUAUGAGAUUGACAAGGAGAAUGCCGUUUUGUCCGCGCCUGAUACUCACGCCACAAUGGCAUUGCAUAGUCGUCAGAAAGGUGCUCUUGAAUCUAUUGACAUCACACUAUUGCCAGAAUAUAGGAAUUUAAUUGGGCUGGCAUGGCAGAUUGAAGACAAUGCUUGCUCAUCACGUACCUUGCCGCCCAAGACUCCCGAGUCUACUCAAGGCAUCAAGAAGCGCCGCAUCUCACACUCUAGUCAAACCAACAUGAAAACACAUUCAAUGGCUGCAUCAGGACAAAAUUCAUAUAUGCGGCAAGAUGAUGCUGACUCGGAAAGUGUACCAUCAAAUCCUUGCUUGGAUUCUCUUGUCAAUGGUGGCAAAUACCAUACAGUUGUUGCAACUCAGUCGAGCAAUAAUUUACGCCGAGAAGGCCAUUUACGUAGUGCUGCAGCAACAAAACUAUGUUUUGAUCGUCCAAUCAAGUGUCCAAAGGCACUUUUAUCAAGACAAGAUUUGGCAGCAGCCACUAAUGCAGCUAUAUCAGAUUUGGGCACGUUGUCAAGCAAAGAUACCAAACUGUCUUCGACAGCACCUGCUCAUAUGAUGUGUAAUGCAAUAUCUCCAUCGGCUUUGAGUGCUCAUACAAUUGGUGAAAUGGUCGCAUCUGCCAAUUCUAAUCACGGCUCGUUGAGUCUUGCACAAGUUUCACCCAUAUUCACUGGUUGUGUUAGAAAGUACAAUCUUCGACCACGACCCACUGCUGCACCGCAAUCGUGGAUGGGAUACUCAAACUCUUCUUCAGAACAUACUGCAACACGACGAUUCCAAGUUCACGUUUGAGUCGUAUAUACCCAUUCACUAAGCAUACUGUGCAAAUCUCUGCUUGCUCGACUUUUGUAUAUACAUAUUUUUACAGGUCUUUAAAGUGCACUCUGCUCAAGAUGCAUUUUAAAAAGACGUUUUGGAUUUUGCUUGGUCAUCAUUUCCGCCUAAAUUUAUUACAAUUUUUUCUUUUGGCUGCACUUUUAAACAAAUUAAUUGCAUAGUUUGCUAUAC
Batrachochytrium dendrobatidis JAM81 is the source of this 2211-nucleotide messenger RNA. RefSeq lists its product as uncharacterized. The record is from RefSeq and is a predicted model, not a curated record. The coding region runs from base 64 to 1995 and encodes 643 amino acids. NCBI's taxonomy places the organism in Eukaryota, Fungi, Chytridiomycota, Chytridiomycetes, Rhizophydiales. The transcript has 4 exons.